AUGAGAUUCACUGAAGCCCUUGUCUUGGCCGGGGCUGCGCAGACGGCCGCACUCAACGUUGGCCCAGACUACCAGUACCCAAUUGAAGAUUUGGAUAAAGACCUCCCUUUCUCACAGCCUGUUACGUUUGCCCAUUUAGAAUGGCAGAGAUGUCUGGCUGAAUCUCAUAACAAGCCUCUUGAUGUUGCGAUCUUGGGUUUUCCUUACGAUACGUCGACGUCAUACCGCCCCGGAGCUCGCUUCGGGCCUAGAGGUAUCCGCGCAGGAUCAUCUAGAGAAAAGAAGGGUCGCAGCUACAACACUGUCUGGGGUGUCGACCCAUACGAAGAGGGCCUGGAGAUUAUCGACUGUGGCGAUGUACCCAUCACCCCUUUCGACGCCCAGCAUGCGUUCAAGCAGAUGGAGCAAGCGUAUCGUCAGAUUCUCUACCACCCCACAUCGGACAACAAUCAAUGGGAACACCCAAGAAUCAUUAGUCUCGGUGGCGAUCACUCCAUCGUACUGCCCAUUCUUCGUAGCCUGAAGACUGUGUACGGCCCAGUUUCUGUUAUUCACCUUGACUCUCAUCUUGAUACUUGGGACCCUUACGAGGGAUAUACCGGUAUCGUGUCUAAUCAAUCCGCAAUCACUCACGGUACCUUCUUCUGGCACGCCAGUCGCGAGGGUUGUGUGAGGAAGGGCACUAGCGUUCAUGGUGGCCUGAGGACUAAGCUCUUCGGACCGAAAGAUUACGAGAUCGACAGAGACGUCGUCGGCUUCACCAUCAUUGAAGCUCACGAGAUCGACGAUAUCGGAAUGAAUGGCAUCAUCGAGAAGGUUAAGAAGGCUGUUGGCGACACGCCUGUCUAUCUGUCUAUCGACAUUGACGUCCUGGAUCCCAGUAUUGCUCCGGCAACGGGCACCCCAGAGUCAGGAGGCUGGACUACCCGUGAGCUGAAGAGGUUCUUGAAGGGGCUCGAAGGCUUGAACAUGGUUGGCGCUGACGUCGUGGAAGUCAGCCCACCUUAUGAUACUGUUGCCGAGACGACCUCAGUCGCUGCGGCAGAUCUUAUUGUGGAUAUCUUAGCCGGCAUGACCAAGAAGAAGGCCUUCAAGCCAGCACCUGAAGUCAAAGAUGAGCUUUGA
Molecule: messenger RNA, 1125 nt
Organism: Colletotrichum aenigma
Lineage: Eukaryota; Fungi; Ascomycota; Sordariomycetes; Glomerellales; Glomerellaceae
Product: putative agmatinase 2
Exons: 7
Coding region: 1-1125 (374 amino acids)
Molecular function (GO): agmatinase activity; metal ion binding
Source: RefSeq, a predicted model, not a curated record